GCCAAAAUAAACUUUUGCUACAAAAAACACAUUUACACAAAAGAGAUCCAAAAUUCGUCCAAUUUGAGGGUAACAAGCUAAAAGCAAAUGGACCCGUCGCAGCAGCACGGCAGCACCAUCCACCAGCAGCAGCAGCAGAGCCAGCCGCGGUCCUACCAAGUGGUGAAAGCCGCCACCGCGGCCACCGCGGGUGGAUCGAUGCUCGUCCUCUCGGGUCUCAUCCUCGCGGCAACCGUGAUCGUGCUGACCAUCGCCACGCCGCUCCUCGUCAUCUUCAGCCCCGUCCUCGUCCCGGCCCUCGUCACCGUCGGCCUCAUCACCACGGGGUUCCUGGCCUCCGGUGGGUUCGGCAUUGCAGCCAUCACCGUCUUGUCCUGGAUCUACAGGGUAUGUGACUGGGAGGCACCCACCGGGCGCGGAUUCGCUGGACCAAGCUCGGAUGAAGCUGGCCGGGAAGGCGAGGGAGAUGAAGGACAGGGCGACGGAGUUCGGGCAGCAGCAUGUCACCGGUCAGCAGACCUCUUAAGACGACGUAACCGAGACACCCCGGAGCUAUGCAUGUGGAGCCCGAGUUUUCGGCCCCGGUCGGUCGAGAGAAGGGUGAUGAUGGAGAGAAAGUAUGUGUCACAUUUUGAGGGUGUUCUAAUUUUGGUUUUUUUGCUUAAGCGUCUGUCUAUGUUCCUUUUGUAUAUCUACCCAGGGUCUUCGUGUCAGUUCCUUUUCUGUGUGUAAUCUUGAAAGAGUUGUGAAAGUAAUAAUGAGCAAUUUUUGGUGGCUAGCUGCUUAAUUUGUAAUGUAAUCAGUGUCCUUGUAAUCAAAGUUCAAA
Molecule: messenger RNA, 826 nt
Organism: Linum tenue
Lineage: Eukaryota; Viridiplantae; Streptophyta; Magnoliopsida; Malpighiales; Linaceae
Source: the annotation of a GenBank genome assembly